Rosa rugosa (rugosa rose) is the source of this 3285-nucleotide messenger RNA. Its product is annotated as B3 domain-containing protein Os01g0723500-like. Gene Ontology annotation, biological process: regulation of DNA-templated transcription. Gene Ontology annotation, cellular component: chromatin; nucleus. Gene Ontology annotation, molecular function: DNA binding. The transcript has 14 exons. NCBI's taxonomy places the organism in Eukaryota, Viridiplantae, Streptophyta, Magnoliopsida, Rosales, Rosaceae. The coding region runs from base 2162 to 3100 and encodes 312 amino acids. The record is from RefSeq and is a predicted model, not a curated record.
AACUUGUACGAAGCAAAGUCAAAAGACCAGUUGCCCGAUUCACUCAGAGAAUCGAUUCUCUGUUCUCUGCAGCUUUAUGUCAAUUGUUUAACAACUCUUACCAGUUGUCCGAUUCACGCAGAGAAUCAAUUCUCUGUUCUCUGCAGCUUUAUGUCAAUUGUUUAACAACUCUCUCUGACUCUCUGUAGUUCACUUCAGCCAAUAUAUUCACGUCCAUUUUCUGUACAACUCUAGUUUCUAGAGCAGCUCAUCCACACACUUCUUUCUGUUCUAUGAUCUCCUAGUUAGUUUGUCUAAAAUUAGAUCUCUUCCGAUGCCGUUCGUCUCAAUUCUUUUGUUGUUCGAUCAUUCAAUUCCAAAGAUCAUCAUCAUCCCAUUUGAAAAAUGGAGGGAAGAACAUGUAGGAAUGGUGAAACAGUACCUCGAAUUCCUAGUAACUAGGAACAAUGCAAAGUAAAACUUCUCUCGCAAUAUUUGAUAUUCCUGCAUUUCUUGUAAUUACAUCCAUAUUUGUAGUCUUUGCAAAUAAUUAAUAUCAAGACUCAGUUUCUUGUGUUAGUUGAUCUCAGUUUGCAAAUGAGAUGUUAUGGUGUUCAAUUUGAAGGGAACUGCAUGUGAUUCAUUAUCUGUUGAAAUAGCAUCAUGCUUUGUCACAAUAUUUAAUGCACGCUUGUUGAAUUUCAGGACAGAAAAAAGUUGGAGAAUGGUGGGAAGAACAUUAACAUCCGAGAUUGAUGGUCUGGAGUGCCAAAAACUCUUAGAAUGAAUGUCGAUCCAGAGGUAGCUCCUGAUUUACCUCAUUCUAAUUUUAAGGAAACAGAUCUUCAGAAAGAAAGUAUAAUUUGUCCUAAUCCCUACAGGCCAUUACAUGAGGUGGUUAAGGAAAAGUUUAAGAAAAAGAAGUUUAAUUCUGCAGUCCAUCGUGUUCGUCUUGCUCUUCAAAUUGUGAAAAACAAGAAGAAUGAGAGCAGACUAAUGUGUGGUUCAACAUGCCUAUGCAUAGGAGUGAUGAGUUUGGGAACGAGGGCAUGGCUGGUGAUGACUUGGGAGAGGACAAACUUGAGUGUUCAAAAUAUCCGAGGGGCACAAACAUGAAAUCAAGAAAGGAAUCUGGUAAUGACAAAACAACACUUUGAAGGUUCGUUAUCCCCCUCCUCGGCGCUAUGAGUAUUCAGUUUGGCUAGCAGGAGUUUAUAAACGAUAACACAUUAGGUGACCAUGAGUUUUUAGUAUUUAGAUGCGAGGGGAAUAUGCAUUUCGGCAUCCAAGUUUUGGAAAAGAGUGGAUGUGAGAGUCAAUUUUCUCGAUACCAUGAGUACAUCAAAAGUUCACCUCCACGAGGAGUAAAAGACUUUGUGGCUGACCAAGAAGAAAAGUGUAUGCUUAACAAAAAAACCUUUGUGGUAGACAACAAAAUUCCCCGUCAGCAGCAGUAAGCACCUCUAUGAUAAUCCAGAUGCAGAUAAAUUCAAAGACAUUAGAAAGAAAAGUACCAAGACAGCAUAACUGCGAAUUGGGAAGCUGCUGGAUAUAUCAUAUCCAAAUUCCCUCAUUUUAAAAGCAUUAUUAGAAAAUAUAAUAUUCUGGCUGUCCCCAGAGUUAUCUCUACAAGGUCUACGGAGAAUGCUUUCAAAAGUAAUUCAAAGGAAGAGACCUAGACAGUACAUGCCAUCUUCCAUUUGAACGCACUAAUUUUCUGCUGGGCGGACUACUUUUUCACAUGGUAACCAAAUGAAGCUUGGGGUGAUUUACUUGAGCUAGUGAUUAGAGACAAGAUGGCAGUUACAUUUUUCAAAACCGAUGAGUUUGUAGCUAAUGACAGUAUGGUAAUAUAAGGGUUGAAAGCAAGGGACAACCUAAGACUGAGGAAUGUGUUGCUUCCCUCAUCUUCCCCACCCGCUUUGUCUCAGCAACACAACACAACACAACAGCAACCACCCAGAAUUGCACACAGACCAGCAAUUGUUCAGUUGCAUUGACGUCGUCAGGCCUCACCUAAAGCCCCCAUUUUUGGCUCAUCCUCCAGAUACAACUUCAUUGCAAGAAAUUUCUUACUCACUGAUACAAUCCAUCAGCAAAAGAAAACUUGAAAGCUGCACUCUUCACUGCAAUAACUAAGAUAUAAGAGUAAAACUUUGAGUCUGUUCAAGGCAUCCAAGAAAUGGCGAGAGCAGGAUUCAACAAUGGUGGUAUGGAGGAGCAGAAGGGUCGUACCUUCUUCAAGAUAAUCAAGCCCGGAUUCAACACAGAUCAUCUGAGAAUCCCACCAGCAUUCAGGAAGCACAUCUUGAAUGAACUCUCUAUAAGGGCAACUUUGACUCUGAGCAGUUCUGCAGAUUCUUCAUGGAAUGUCAGAGUCCAUAAGAUAGGAAGGGAUAUUUAUCUCAAGGAAGGCUGGCAAGAGUUUCUAAGAGAUAAUUCCUUAGGUGAUUCAGAGUUCUUGGUGUUUGGAUAUGAUGGAAAUAUGCAUUUCAGCAUAGAUAUUUUUGAGAAGGAUUGUUGUAAGAGAACCAAAGCUCCUGCUUUGAGAAGGCAUCAACAAUCCACCUUUAUUAACAAUACUAAAAGACCACGUGGUAGACCAAGAAAGAGCGGUGAUGCAGCUGAACACACUCUAAAUGGUGAAUCCAGUAACAGUACUAAAAGACCUCGUGGUAGACCAAGAAAGAGCGGUGAUGCAGCUGAACACACUCUAAAUGGUGAAUCCAGAAACAGUACUAAAAGACCUCGUGGUAGACCAAGAAAGAGCGGUGAUGCAGCUGAACACACUCCAAAUGGUGAAUCCAGUAUUCCCAUAGAGCAUACUGAAUCAAGAUCCCCCGCUUUUAUCCGAACCAUUAAUAAAGUCUAUGGAGUGGAUUUGCCCACAGGCUUCUGUAGGAAGCAUCUUCUUCCUCCUGACUACUACAAAUUCAUCCUGGAAAAUACAGAGGGAGACAGAUGGGAAGUGAAUGGUGUUCCUAGCAAUAAUACAAUUAUGUUGUCAUGUGGAUGGGUUUCUUUUGCACGGGGUAACGGAGUUGAAAUAGGAGAUGAUUGCUUGUUUGAGCUCAAGAGCAAAAGCAAGAUGGUGGUUCACAUAAUUAGGCAAAACCACUGAUCAUUUUGAAGCUGCAGUUAAGCAGUUUUUUUUUUUUUUUUUGUGAGCUAACUUUAGGGUUCUCUUCUCACCACCUAAUAUGUUGGUAUUAUUUCUUAUUAUGGGAUGAUUAUGCUGUAUUUAGUGUCGAAAUGGUGUAUGAGAUUAUAAGUGUUAAUUUAGAUUUGGUGAGCCAUAUGAAAUAA